UCCUCAGCCAUAAAAUCGGGAACCGCUCCAACUCAUUUCAAAACCUGCCCUAGACCCUCUCCAAUGGCAGCGGCCAGUUCGAGCCCUUCUCCUCCAGCCACUCGUACUUCUGCAUCGCCGAAUAAGGAUGAUCUACGCCCUAUGGGAUUAAAGAUAGCGGAACUGAAUGAAUCGCAGUCAGAGUUGCUGAGUAAGCUGCAAGGUUUGAAACAGGAUUUGCAAGACUGGAAAUCCAAAUUGGACACUCAAGUUAAGACAUAUAAGGAAGAACUGAUCGAGCUUAAGAAGGUGCUAAAUACUGAUCUGGAUGAACUGAAAUCAAACUUCCAAGAACUGAAGACCACUCUACAGCAGCAACAAGAUGACAUCUCUGUUAGCUUAAGAAACUUGGGGCUUGAGGAUAUUUCUGAAUCUUCCAAGGAAUCAGAAUCUGAAGAUACCGCGAAUGUUUCUGGUAAAACUGGGCCUUCUUUUUCAUAAAUUGCAAGGGAAACCAGUUCACAGGACUCUUCUGCAUAGGUAGCACGAGGAUGGGUUACAUCAACAUUGAUAAUAAUGAUCCUUAAUUACUAUUUCAGAGUUGGUAUGUUAUACUGCCAUUCUACUAUUUUAGUUUUUCUUUGUAGCACAUUGGAAGUAAUAACUCUUCUCCUGCAAGCUUUUUAACAUUACAAAUUCAUAUGCCUUGAAAGCUUCAAAUCUAUUGUGUCAUAUUU
Molecule: messenger RNA, 716 nt
Organism: Phalaenopsis equestris
Lineage: Eukaryota; Viridiplantae; Streptophyta; Magnoliopsida; Asparagales; Orchidaceae
Product: CAP-Gly domain-containing linker protein 1
Exons: 7
Coding region: 64-480 (138 amino acids)
Source: RefSeq, a predicted model, not a curated record